This is a messenger RNA of Melampsora larici-populina 98AG31, 2277 nucleotides long. RefSeq lists its product as uncharacterized. The record is from RefSeq and is a predicted model, not a curated record. Bases 71 to 1774 code for a protein of 567 amino acids. The transcript has 6 exons. NCBI's taxonomy places the organism in Eukaryota, Fungi, Basidiomycota, Pucciniomycetes, Pucciniales, Melampsoraceae.
AUUCCCUCAAGUCCAUUUGACGUAAGACUUAAAAACAAUCUCGCACGACUCUUAGCACUUCCGUUUCAUCAUGUUUAUUGGCUUUGACGUGCCACCGGAUUCGACUGUGGUGAAUUGGGAAGAAAUCCGAAACUACGGAUUGAUGAACAUCAGUCCACACCCUUCCAGGAGCCAGAAGACGCGCUUUCGUCUUCUCGCUGGCGGUAUGGUCAUCAUGACACUGUUAUAUACAAUAAACUUGUUCAAAGCCAUGAUCGAUAAACAACUCUGGUUCUUCAAGACUGAUAAAUUAGGAUAUUGUCGACCGAAUAUCCAUACUCUCUUACCACUGUUGUCUUGUAUCGAGUGUAUGCUCGUCUUCGUCUCUAUCGUUUUGUUAGAAAGGGAUUACCAGGGCUAUUUACAUGUGUCCACGGUUUUUACCCUUCUUCUCUCAUAUACUUUUUUACAUUUUGGCAUUGUGACCCGUACUUGGAGAAUUUUGGCAAGUUUGCCUAGGACCUCAAUUGAGCUCGGUGAUAAUCAAGCGGAUCACCGGUCAUCGAUAUCACCCCGCAAGUUCAACACUCUGAUAUGCCUACUAUAUUUUUCAUUUCCUGUGGUCUUUAUUCCACUACAUAUUUGGAUGUCUUUAAAUUCCUCCAAGGUCGGAAGACUAUGGUUUCAAGUCAUGCCUGUUUUGGACAACCUAAUUCUCUUCAAUGAAGGCACGAUGAGUCAAUCUCAGAUUCAAGAGCUCAGUGGAACUGCUGAAGGAAUGCUUAACACAGUACAAAAUCCUUACAUCCUCGCUAUCCUCUUGUGGCGUAUUGCUAGUGGUAUCUACAUGUUAUUCAUCACGGCUGAGAUAGCUGUUUUCACUUACGCGUCUAUCAGGCUUUUGAAGGCCUUGGGGAAACGACUUCGGGUAAUUAGUCAUGCCAAGGCUAACGCCGCUCAACUAGCAACCAUCGAUAUUCACAUGCAAGCGAGCCUCGUCAACAUCACAGAGGUUUCACAUCAAACUUUGGAUCCCAGUCAUCCAAAAAAAACAGCGGCUUGGUGGUGGAUGUGGCUUACUUCGAAUGAUGACAUUGAGCCGAGCGUGUGGAAUGAUAUGGAUAACGUGGUAUUCAGCGAAGUGAGGUAUCUAGAGGAGAAUUAUGGGACCAUAAAUCGCUAUCGUCAUGUGAUUCUUUUUCAGUUGAUUCUUUGUGGUAUAGUGAAGGUGUCAUUUUGGAUCCUGGGCGCUCUGGUUGCUUUCAAUGUAUUUGAAGCUGUGUACGAAACUCCUGCAAUAGAUAUUUUGUUGAUUGUCUAUGAAUGGUCUAACUGGACUUGGGGAGCUCCCGGUAUUUUACUUGCACUAACCACAACCUUGAGCAAUUUCAUGCCAUCCCUUAGCGGAAACCUCAAAAGGAGUAUAUUGAAAAGAGAUCAUCAAAACUCAUCACAGGUACCACCAGAAACCUUAUCGCGGGGAUUCCAACUUAGUCACAUCAAACAAUCGAUUCAAAAAGGGUUCCAACACUUUUCUUACCGAAUGAUUUCCAUAGCCUCCUUAUUCAGAUCUCGCUCAAAUGAACGUGAAGUUCGACACGAAGGGCCGAUUGUCAUUGAUUUUUCAAACCUGAGAUAUCAUGAGAGUCUAAGAACGGUCGAUCUCAUCAAACUCAAAUCAUAUCCUUUCGAUGAAAAGAUUGAUCCUAACUCCCGAGAUACAACUGAUUUGGAUGUUAUCAAAGCCUUACGAGCUCAGGAUGGCCAAGGUGUGGUACAUGAGAUUGACCCUUAAAAUGGACAUCAAGGUCCCUCUCAAAGUUCUAAAGAAGGGUUAUCAUCAACGUGUGUCAUGUGUGAGAAGUAUCAGACCGAUCAGAUUGCUUUAGGUUACCAGAUGGUAUUUAAUCGUGACUCAGUCUAUUUGCUUAACAUCAAAGUCAGCUGCCUGGAAUCUUUUAAAUUACUUUUGUUGUCUUUGUUGUACAAGUAAACUCAAUGUAGUAUUAGAUCUAUAAAUUCAUUUGGUAAGUCAACCAGUGAGGAAAAAUGACUCAGGAAAAGAUGCAGUCUCAGAGCAAUAACUAUCGCAAAUGACGAGGUAGACUUUCACGUGAAAGCACGAGACUUUUGGUGAUCACAAAGAUUGGAGAUCUUAGGAAAGUAUGCGCAAGAGUUCAAAUGGGGAGACCGCGUCUUUGUCAAUGUUUUGUAGUCCACAAGCGCAUGUUUGCCAAUGAAUUAUCGAUCACAAGGAGCUAGACAAAACAAAACAAAAACUUGAACUAACUUAUAGGC